Amaranthus tricolor (Joseph's coat) is the source of this 2500-nucleotide messenger RNA. RefSeq lists its product as uncharacterized. Gene Ontology annotation, biological process: translation. Gene Ontology annotation, cellular component: ribosome. The transcript has 3 exons. Gene Ontology annotation, molecular function: structural constituent of ribosome. Lineage: Eukaryota; Viridiplantae; Streptophyta; Magnoliopsida; Caryophyllales; Amaranthaceae. Bases 1660 to 2226 code for a protein of 188 amino acids. The record is from RefSeq and is a predicted model, not a curated record.
CCUACCCCUCCCCAAUCACGAGUUCACCACCCUUCCCCCACCCCAACAUCGCCAUUAGGACCCCUUCUUAAUUAAUAACAACCCAUCAAAGGUGAGUUUAUGAACAAGCUGAAUACUGGCCAUUGAAAGAGCAUACAAUUAGUUUUCUAAUACUUCAAUCUUAACUGUGCUUUUUAGAUUGAAGUUAGUAUUGGUAGUUGAUAAUAUCAGUAGCAGAAUAAAUGAUAUCAAUAUUUUGUAAAAUCAAUAAGUAUUCUAAUUCUGAAGGUUAGCAGCAGGGGAUGAAAUUGAGUGGUCCAAUUGAAUCGAUGAACUUGCCUCAUUACUCACUUUAUUUUGCUCACCACCUUUUUUUCCAUAAUUCAUCCACCAUCUUCUUUAUACAAUUGUAAAGGCUUCGGAAUUCCUCGAGAUUUUCUCUGUUGAAAUCGCUUGACCCUCCGUCCCCAUCCUCAUUCUGCUGUACUCCUUCAGUUUGUUGACCUUCUUCACCAUGGACGUUCAGAUCUGCAGUUGUUUGGCCCUCCAUUGAAGCCCUAGACCCACUCCUUCUACUUAUGCUACUUGCUCGGAAUUGGGGGUACCUCUACCACCACGACUCCCCCUCCUUCCUCCUCGUCCUCUCAUGUCGCCUGAGAACCGCCGUCCACCGUCUGAGAACCCGCCUAGACCGGAAAUCAAAUCUCUGGAAAUUGGGGCUGCUUAUCGCACAACCUAAUCUCCCCAGCUUCCCACUUUAGACCGUUUUUAUAUUAAUAUUAAGGGAUAUAAAAUGACAAUAGAAAUGAAGGUUUUUACUUCUGAAUCCUCAAGUCAACUAUCAAGAAAUUCAACAUAUAAAACUAUUACAUUUAGUGGUGUAAAUGAGAUGAGACUCAAAGAACAAAUCUAACUCAACAAAAGCUUGAUUUUGUUCAUUAAUUAAAUAAUUGAGCUUGAACAUGACCAUGAAUCUUUUGAUGGGUUGUUAUUAGAGGAGGGAUUUUGGUGGUGGGGGGGUAGGGGAAGGGCAGUGGCGGAUCUACCGCAUCUACGUACAGGCACCCCCGGGCACGUGCCCCGCCUGAAUUAAAAAAAAUAAAAAAAAUAAAAAAAUCGAAAACAGGGGCUUGUUAGUAUUACUCAUUUACUCAAUUCCCUCUCUUGCUAAAAGCUCUCUUUCGCUCUAACCCUAAAAACUCUACACAGCUCUUCCUCCACCUUCACUGUCGCUGCCGCACUCCCGCACCACGCCACCGCCGGCUGCUGCUCCAUCACAGACGCCUUCCGCCGCUGCUGCCUGGUGCUUUGAGCCUUUGACGUUGUCGGUGCUGCACUGCUGCUGUGGGUUGUUCGAAUCGAACACAGUCGAAGACUCGAACUCGAAGGUUGACAAACCCUAAUCCCUAAAAAUCGAAAUUUUUGAUUUUGUUUAAGCCGCCUACCGUCUACUCUUCCGUUCCCUCCUGCCGCCUGCGGCUGCCUAGUGGCUGGUUCGGUGGUUUCUAUUUCACAUUCAUUAACAAAAACCCUAAAAAUCAAAAAUUUGAUUUUGUAAGUUCAGUUCUUUUUUCUCAGGUGAGAAAACAUUGAUCAAAAUCAGCUCAGUUUGUAAUUACCAGGAGGCAACCUUUGUUAUUGACAAGAGUCUAGCUUUCGUUCAUACUUAUCUGGUUAAGUAUGCAUAUCAUUAAGUAUUUAAGGAGCUUACAAAUAAGGCCCAAUUUCGUUAAAAAAAUUUCUCUAAUUCAAGCUCGUCAUCUCCAAACUGAUGUUUUCGAGACAACAAAAGUUAAGUACAAGUAUCCCCCUGUUUAUGACCCAUAUGGCCCAAGACCACCCCCCUCAGAAAAAGUCACUCAGCUAGCUGAUCAAAUCAUGGCCUUAACUGCAGAAGAAAGAGCUCAAAUUGGUUCAGCUCUUAGAGAAGUGCUCAAACACCCCAAGUUGGAGAAAAUUUCUACCGAAGGCUUAGACUUGAGCGGUCCAGCUGCUGGAGAUGCUGCCCAAGCCGAGGAGAAGAAAGAAGAAAAAACAGCCUUCGAUGUGAAGUUGGAAAAGUUUGAUGCUGCUGCCAAGAUCAAGGUGAUCAAAGAAGUCAGGGCUUUGACGAAUCUGGGACUGAAGGAAGCCAAAGAUCUAGUUGAAAAAGCCCCCGCGAUACUUAAACAAGGAGUCACAAAAGAGGAGGCUGCUGUUAUUAUUGAGAAGAUAAAGGCCGCCGGAGGAACUGCAGCGAUGGAGUAAAACAAAGUAAUGAAACUCCAUUAGUAUGUGCUCUUAGAGUGAUGAAACUUCCAUUAGUAACUCUACGACAGAAAAAUGUAGGAAUUAUAAUCAUUUCGUAUUUAUCAUUGGCACUUUAUGUUGGGUUGAUGAUGACGACGACUUUCUAUCCCGUUUUGUAUUCUAAAAUGUGUUUAGAGUUGAGAAUUUUGUAGUAAUCUCCAUGUUGUAAUUUUGUUUUCGAUUCGGAUAUAAGGUUGAUGAUGAUUAUGAUGACUUCAUAUUUUCUUUUGCA